Messenger RNA from Acanthoscelides obtectus, 502 nucleotides. The record is from the annotation of a GenBank genome assembly. NCBI's taxonomy places the organism in Eukaryota, Metazoa, Arthropoda, Insecta, Coleoptera, Chrysomelidae.
AGUCGUACAUUUUGAGGUUAAGUCGGGAGUGAUUUGUGUAUUUUCUUUGAUUUUUCUUUGCAUUACUGGUAAAAUGUCAUCAUCGUCGUCUUCAGAAAACGAACAAUUACUGUGGAGAGAUAGUAGUGACAGUGAAUCUUCGUCUGAUACAUCAGAAGAUGAAUUAGCAGGAAGGUUACAAAACAGAAUUUUUAGAACUGCUAGAAAUUUUAGAGCCCGUGUUGAUCACUUUACCAGAUGGAAUGAAGAUGAAUUCAGAUUAAGAUUUCGUCUUAGCAAAAACACCGUAAUUAUAUUGGAGGAAAGAAUAAGGGACAAUAUCGCCCCAAAUACAGAAAGGAGCUUCAAUAUGGCCUUCAGCUCAUCAAUAGUUGGUCCACCACCAGUUCUAUACAAACUUUGCCUUUUCUGUGCCUCAUACUUACGAACGUCUUUCUUUAAAUUAUCAUAUUUACAACGAAAUUGGUCAGCUGUUCGAGGCUCUGUGGUACCAGAGUUAUAA